This is a messenger RNA of Aspergillus oryzae RIB40, 996 nucleotides long. Its product is annotated as class I SAM-dependent methyltransferase. Gene Ontology annotation, molecular function: methyltransferase activity. Bases 1 to 996 code for a protein of 331 amino acids. The transcript has 5 exons. The record is from RefSeq and is a predicted model, not a curated record. Lineage: Eukaryota; Fungi; Ascomycota; Eurotiomycetes; Eurotiales; Aspergillaceae.
AUGGGAUUAUCGAAAACAACAGCGCCUGGAGCCAUACAUCAUGAUGCAGUUUACAUGAAGAAAGGACGGCCAGAUAUCAGACUUCUGAUUUCGGACUGCAUCUCAGGCUGUGGCUCCGAGGAACGGGUGGGCAUCGGUGGAUGCGGCCCGAUAGGGAUGAUUGAUACGUUGAGGCAGGUCGUACGCGAGAGACAGAUAUCUGGCCCCUCGGUCACAUUGCAUACAGAGAACGGUCGAAGAUACCAUGCGUACCGCGAAGGCGAGUAUGCUCUGGUAUGUUCUGUCACCUUGAUACCUGGUGUCUGGUUAGACGGUCUAAUACAUGUCUAUAGCCUAAUUCUCGACGGGGAAAUCCACCUUGCCCCGAUCAAAAACCCACAAAGAGUCUUGGAUAUUGGUACGGGCACAGGAAUCUGGGCUGUCGAUUUUGCAGAUCAAUAUCAGUCCUCAGAAGUUAUAGGCAAUGACCUCAGCCCUAUACAGCCGAGAUGGGUCCCUCCAAACUGCCAAUUUGAAAUCGAUGAUUUUGAAUCGGAAUGGUCGUACGCCCAUCCUUUUGAUUACAUCUAUGGUCGGGAACUUGCUGGAUCUAUACACGACUUCCCUCGUCUAUGCAAGCAAGCGUUCGCUCAUCUGCAUCCCGGUGGAUUCUUCGAGAUACAAAGCUUUACUGUCGAUAUUUUUUCCGAUGACGGUUCGAUCGAGAAAGCACCUUACAUAAAACAGGUCGUCUUCAUAGAUGUAGUUUGCAAGGUUGUGAAAGCGCCUUCAAGUCCGUGGGCCAAGGAUCCGAAGCAAAAGGAGAUUGGCAGAUUUUUCCAGGCUCAUCAAGUCCAUAUUGUUCUGGCACAUACCAAUGUUUUGCUAUCGAAAGUUCUGGGUUGGAGCAAAACGGACAUUGAUAUCUUGAAUAUGCACGUGCUGCGGGAGUCGAAGAAUCUGGAAGUGCACCAGUAUGGGAAACUGUAUCUCAUCUACGGGCGGAAACCACUGUAG